UGACUCCAGUCAAAUGCUCAUUGCCAGAGUGGUGAAAGCAGCAUGGUAUUUCCAGAUUUAGAACAUACUAGAUUCUCUUCAUAAUGCUUCAUUGAAUAAGACAAUUGCGGUGAAAGGACAAUUAAUGAUUAUUUUCUCAAGUGCAGACCAGGUCUGUGGAUGAAGUGUCAGCAAGGAGCAGUUCCUGACAAGCAAACAAGCUGACGGUGUUUGGAAACUCCCUUAGAGACACGAGUCCUUUGUUUUGGUUCUCACUGCACAACAUGACAAAGAAGAAAAAUUUAGGUGGAGCUGAUGUAAACUAGGGAAAAUAUACCAUGAUCUUCCUUCAGUUUGUAUCCUGGGAACACGAAGGAGAGGGCUGUAAAGACAAUGAAGAUCAUUCUCCUUUUCCUCAUUUUGCUGGGAGUAGUAUCUGGAAGAAAAACCCCGUUACUUAAGGGUUUACCCGCAACAAGCACUGUUGAAGAAAACACAGCAGCUGGUGUUUCAGUCUGUGACUUCAAUGUAACUGUUUCUCCAUUGUCUUCUGAAGGUGUUGCAAUUCUUCCUACCAUAGUAAAUUCAAAUCCACUUACAGAGGCUUUUGAUAUUGAAUCAAAAGGAGGUCUUGAAUACAGGGUUGUUACCACGGGAAACCCUGUCCUAGAUUAUGAAACAAUGCCAAAGAGCUUUGAUUUACACAUUUUUGUUGAAGAUACAACUGGAAGAACUGACCUUAGCAUAUUGACUAUUCGAGUAACAGAUAAAAAUGAACAUCCUGUAUUUAGAGGAAAUAUGGCAAUUCAAACUCUAAUGAUCUAUGUGUUGGAAGGAACACGUCCAGAAUGCAUUUACCAAGUUGAUGCAGCUGAUCCUGAAAAUGCGAAACUCAAAUAUUCACUGCUCCCUACGACAGUGCCGUUCUUGAUCACGGAAAGUGGAGCCAUUUUCUCCACAAAAGAAUUUGAUUAUGAGAAAGAUCCACAUUGUUACUUUUUAAAUGUAACAGUGACAGAUCUGGAUGGACUCAACUCAACUAAAACAGUAAAUAUAAAUAUAAUUAACAUCAAUGAUGAAAGUCCUUACUUUACCACAAAACAAAGAAUCUAUAGAAUUCCAGAGGAACAAAGCCCAGGCACCAUUGUUGCCAACAUAACAGCUAAAGAUCCAGAUGAUGAAGGCUCUCCCAGCAGACUUUUCUACAGCAUCCAGUCUUCUGACCGAUAUUUCUCCAUAAAUCCAUCGACUGGAGUGCUGCAGGUGACCGGCAGAAUUGACCGUGAUUCCCUUCCACUGCAGCUCCAUCCCAACAUCUCACUGAUAGUCCAGGUGGAGGACAGUCCCAGCAAUGGUCAUGCCAGUAAAAUGGAGAUCACAAUCAUUAUUGAUGAUAUCAAUGACAACCCGCCAGAAUGCAGUCCUUCUGCCUUCAGGAAAGAAGUAAAUGAAAAUACGGCUCCUGGGACAUUUGUCAUUGAUCUUAGAAACUACUGUAAAGAUAUUGAUGUUGAUCCAUCAAACAAUCAAUUUAAUUUCACUGGAUUAUCUGGUUUUGGAAGCAAUAACUUCAUUCUGGAUUCCACUGUGUCUGGAAGACUUGUGAUGACUGGAACUAUUGAUUUAGAGAGCCCAGCUAAUCCAGGAAUUGAAGUUUAUACUUUGACUGUCAGGGUGCAAGAUAUUGCCCAUCCUAACUACUCAAAUAUCAUCUACAUUUACAUCAGGAUAAAGCCAGUGAAUGAAUUUUUUCCAGUCUUCAGUACUUUAUCUUACAUAUUUAAUGUUUCAGAAAUUACUAAAGUUGGAUCCAGCAUUGGAAGAGUGCAUGCCACAGAUGAGGACUGGCCACCCACUGUCAUCACUUAUUCCAUUGUAGCUGGAGGAGGCACCAGGGAUUACACAAAUAUCUUCUGGAUCAGCACAACCAAAGGAGAUGUGAGGAUUUUAGCUAGAUUAGACUAUGAAACAACUCAGAAACACGUUUUCAUAGUACAGGCCUCAGACCAAGAAAAGUUUACAACAGCAUCAGUAACUGUGAAUGUUUUGGAAGUAAAUGAUGAAGAACCAGUUUGUUCACCUAAUUUCUAUUCAUUUCAAAUCCCAGUCAGCUUAGCUGUUGGGACCAAUAUUAACGGCUUCAGGAUUGAAUGUCAAGAUCGUGAUUCUGAUCCCAGGUCUUUCCGUUACUUCAUUAAUGAAGGCAACGAGAACAAUCAUUUCACUUUUUCACCAAGUGCCGGCUCCAAUACAUCUCGGCUGAUUCUUGCAUCGCGGUUUGACUAUGAGAGCGGGUUUGACACAAGCUGGAUUUACAAUCUGCGUGUCUACAUAACAGAUGACAAUUUACUGUCUGGCAGGGACAAAACUACACAUUUAAUUGAAACUGGAACGGUGACUUUAAGCAUCAGAGUUAUCCCAAACCCAACUACUGCCAUUACCACGACACCUGGCUUCACUGUUGUGACAAGAAGGGAGAACCUCUACUCUGCAUCGGCGUGGUACGUGCCGUUCAUCGUCACCCUUGGCAGUUUGCUGCUCCUCGGACUCCUGGGGUUCCUGGGAUUCCUGCUGGUGACCUGGGUCCGCACCUGCUGCCCUCCAGCAGGGAAAGCACACCGCACACCUCUGAUAGAUGCUCCAGAAAAGAAGAAACCUAAGAAAGACGUGGUUGUGACGAUGACAAAGCUAAAUACUAUCUUUGAUGGAGAAGCCAGAGACCCAGUUACUGGCAGAAUGUAUGAAUUCAAUACGCGGUCGGGGGCCCGGAGGUGGAAGAAGAGCAAUGAGCCCCUUAAGCCAAUGAUGGCUGGUCAGGUUACAUGGGGUGCCACAGACAAUAGUGGCCAAGGGACAAAUGGAGCAGAGGCAGCAAGUAAAAAAGAACCUUCAGAGAAGAGGAAAGAGCUGACUGCAGCAACAAAACCAGCUACCAAGCCCUCAGCAGACCAGGAUGGACUGAGAUUACAAAAGCAGAAAGAGGAGUCUGAGGGCAGGGGGUUAUCCUCAGUGGCUCCUCAAGGCGGGAACUGACCUCCUAUCCCCAAAUGAACCCUGCAUUACCAUUAAGCCAGAGUUCAUGAGAUUCCAAGCUGCUUUCCAAGCAACCUCUGAUCUGAAUAGCCAAAGAAUCAGAUGUGAUUUUUCUCUAUAUAUUUCUCAGCUGCAAAACAUAAGGUGGCCACUGGUGUGUAUACUGGACCCAAAACCAGGAUGAAGCUGGAGGUACCUUUGACAGGUGCGUGUAUGAGUGGGAGAGAAAGGGAGGACAUGAAAGUGGGAGAAACGGAAACAAAAGCAGAGUCACAGAUAAGAAUUCACUGCCCACUGCCCCCUACGGACACUGGCAGUGUCCUCCUGGAGGAGCUCUGCAACCCCAACCAACAUGGGCACAUCCUCUGAUUGCCUUUGGGAAUGGCAGCAUACGUAGGGAUGUGCUUUCUCACCAGCAAAUGUGGUCUCCUGUCCCUGCUGAGCAGCAGAAUGAGUGUAAACCACAUCAGGGUAGAAAUGUGGGUAGAAAUGUGUGUUUAUAGAAGCUAAAAAUACUUGCUUUUCAUUGAGUAUUUUAUUUCAGCCCUUCCUUGCCCUCCCAUCUUGCUGUAGAAAAGACUGUGGCUUGAAAGCAAUUAUGGAGUGCAGAAAACCCACAGCUUGUUAUGGUAUCUCAGGCUGUCAUGUCAACGCUUUCAGCUUAUUUAUCUUUCAUAACACUAGCAACACUAGCAGCAUUUAAUAUCUUCACCUUUGGUAUUUUCUCUGGCAUAUUUAAUGCUUUACAGAAUCAAGCGGAACACACUCAAAAGAAUAAUGACAGUAAGCACAUGGGGUGAAAUAAUCUUUUCCGAGUGUGGGCAUGUAUAAUGUAAGUGCUGUCUAAGAACUGAUAUAAAACAAGCAAACCCUACGAGAUUUCUGAAAAUUAUUUUAAUCUGAAGAAAAAUAGUUAUAAAUGAUGACUUAAUGCUUCAUAUCUUGGCUUCUUUUCUUUCCUGAUUACAAAAGGGUUUUUUGGCAACAAAGGGCUGAUACCAGGUGACGAAAGAAAAACUCGGUUUAACUUGAGCAGGGACAGACAAUGAAGAUUUUAUUCAGUCUGUCAGAUGCGUUGUUUUUUGUCAUACAAUGAAGGACCUGGAUGGAGAGGUCCAUGAUAAUUUCACCAAGGAUCCUACACUUCACAAAACCACCUGUCAUGGUGUUGUGACCCUUUGCUGUGCUCCAAAGGAGUGGUUUGGCUCAGCAACAACUUCCCUUACAAACACCAAUCACCUUCAGUCAAAUGCUCGUUCAUUGCACAAUCAGAAACCCAGCAUGUAAUGAAUAUCACAAUGAUAGAGAUAGGAAAGAGUGAUUUAUACUCUGUUAGCAUGUUAUCAGUUUAUUGUGUUCCUGGUGGUUGUCAUAGUAUUGUUUGACCCUCCAGCAACAACAGGGCCAGACACACAUUCAGUGCUCCAACCCACUAUUGUUUGCAUUUGUUUGCUGUAAAUACAAUACAUUUGAUUCCUAUGCAGGUGAUUUUCCAGUGACAUAGAGAAACUCUGCAGCAAGUGAUAGUACUGCUGUAGCUCUGAUCUUCCUAGCACUCUGGCACGAAGCUACCCAUAGGCAUACAUGGCACCUCCAAAUGGUAAAUUUUGUCACCUAAAGAAGUUAACUGCAUUGCUUUCAUGACAGGAAGACACACAGGCAUUUGUAUUUACUUUCCUGGACAUUUCUCUAGGGCAGCUGCUCUGCUUCCUCAGUUAUUCUCAUUCUACUUUAGUGAUUAAGAGGCAAAUACCUUUUUUUUUGAAAGGAGGCAGAGACAGGCUGUAGUUUCAGCCAGGAAAUCUGCAAAGGGACAGAUGAAUACUCGUCUUUCUUUACUACUGUUCCCGCCUCUGAACUGCACAAACUUAUUUCCUAUCUUCUCAGGAAAAAAAACCCCAACAGCAGCAUAACAUGGUAUCACAGCAUACUCCAUACAUCCAUGUAUGCAAACACAUUGUCACAGCCAACACUGCUGGUGCUGUAGUCUCUGACAGCUGGCCAACAGCUGGGUGAAAAGCAACUACUCUCAUAGUGAUGCUCACAUACUCUAACCUCAGAACAACAACCUCAGAGUUCUACAAAGAGGUGCCAUGGACUUAAGAGACACCAGAUCCAAGAGCUAACACUGCCCAGAAUGCUUGCACCUGGUUGAGGUGUGUUUAGCUGGUAUACUCAGAGUCUGGGGCCAGGGAAGGGGGGGGCAGGUUUAGGCAAGAUAAAGCAUCCUGUGAGUCUGUGCUGCAUGGGUAAACAAUAGUGCUGACCAUAAACUGCAGCUUCACCAGUCCUUACACUGUUGCUUCAAUAUGUGCUAUGCUGAUCUCCAGGUCCAACAAAUUCUUCAUCCUGAUCUUCACUGCAGGACCUUGUUUUGGGCAGGACUACUUUCCUUGCUUGGGAUCUACUAAAUCAAGGAAUAACAAGGCUUUAUAUGAGCAAUAGCUUUAUGCAAAAGUGGCACCAUUUUCCUCUUAGCUUCCCCUGCUACUAUUGAUGUUUCUCCCCGUGAAGUAAUCAAGAAUGAAUUUAGGUCUCAUUGAGCCAAAGCACAGCCAUUCAUUUCUCUGGGCUGCCUUUGAUAAGGCAAAAGCUGAGAAGAUAAAACUGACUGACCUAGAUGUACACCUACUACUUAUUAUAUCAAAAAACACAUGAAAUGAUGCUUUGAAUAUAUGCAAAAGCAACAUAUAUUUUUCAUAAAAUAGAAAUUAUAAUAUACCGUGCAAUGCAGCUUUAAAUGUUAGAAACCUCUUCUAAUUGUCAAACCAGCUUUUGUGCUUUUUCUCAUUCAUAAGUGCCUCCUAGAGCACAGAUUCAGUGUCCUGAACUGGCACUAGAUGGACUGAGAGCAAAGAUUAAGUGCAGCUCUACACAAUAAAAGCAUUCGAUAAUUGGAACAAUUAGCCAAGACCAGGAGGCCUUUCCAUCAUUUGAAGCCUUCAGAAGUCAAGAAUGGCUGCUGUGUGCUGUAGAGGGUCAGACUAGAUGAUGGGAACAGCCUCUCUAGUCUUCAACAGCUCUGUUAGUCUCCAUGCACACAGAUACAAGGUGUGAACUUUGGUGCCAUUUAUUUUAGAGUGAUGACACUGAUAAGUUUAGACUAGAAGAAGAAAGGCACCUGGUGGUUCAAGCAGAGUGGCUGAGGGCAACAGUUCCUGACCUACAGCUGCCUAUUACGUGUUAUGCAUUAAUUUUAUCUGAUCUACAAAAAUCAGUGUGAGUUCUGCCACAGGUUUUGAUUGCUGUGUCUCUACCUAUUACACAUCUCUGAAGUGCUUUGAGACCUGUGGAUUAACAUUGCUCUGAAAGUAUCAAGAGUGAUUAGGAAAGAGCACAGGUCACUUUUCCUGACUGAGUCUAAUUCCCCCAGUAGCUUAUGUGUGACCAUGUUACUGAGGUUUUUGUGCUGUUCUCCAAACUGAAUGUACUUCUAAUGCAUAAAUGUUCUGCUUUCAUGCUGGUGUUAUAAAUAGCACUUGCAAUAAACAUCAGAAGUCUCA
Chiroxiphia lanceolata (lance-tailed manakin) is the source of this 6515-nucleotide messenger RNA. RefSeq names its product cadherin related family member 3 (gene CDHR3). The transcript is spliced from 19 exons. Gene Ontology annotation, cellular component: axon terminus; catenin complex; synaptic cleft. Bases 373 to 3012 code for a protein of 879 amino acids. Lineage: Eukaryota; Metazoa; Chordata; Aves; Passeriformes; Pipridae. Gene Ontology annotation, biological process: homophilic cell-cell adhesion; multicellular organism development; synaptic transmission, glutamatergic. Gene Ontology annotation, molecular function: cadherin binding; calcium ion binding. The record is from RefSeq and is a predicted model, not a curated record.